This is a messenger RNA of Daphnia magna, 4485 nucleotides long. RefSeq lists its product as uncharacterized. Lineage: Eukaryota; Metazoa; Arthropoda; Branchiopoda; Diplostraca; Daphniidae. The coding region runs from base 894 to 2993 and encodes 699 amino acids. The transcript is spliced from 11 exons. The record is from RefSeq and is a predicted model, not a curated record.
AACUUCAGUCGCUGUUUGUCCUUUGUGGAGAUCAGUCGUCAUCUUGUAAGCGUUCGCGCCCACACGUGUCUUUAGAUUAUUUCACUGUUUCUCUAGUUUUUGACUCUCGUGGUGUUAUGGUUUUCCAUCGUACCAACAUUCAAUUAGAACAUAACUAGACUCAAAACUGAAACAGACCUCGUAACGAAUGCAAAACUCGAUCGCCGGAAGGCGUAGCAAAUUUGACCACCCAUUUCGUUUGUGACCCACUACGUGAAUCGACACGUAACAAAAAAAAAAAGAAAACUGGUUCGUUUGUUUGGUCAUCUCAUUUUCGACGAACAAUUUUGUGAAAAAAUAAAACAACAACAGAUCGAGAACUUGUUGAUUCACACGUCUUAAUUUUCCUUUGUUGCGUCGUGUGGUUACAGCGCUGCACAUUUUUCCCGGGCAAACGCAAAAAACAGCUGAAAAGCCUCGUGGUGAUUCAUUUUCCCUCCAAGUGCAUCCGAUUGUGUGUUUUUUCUUUCUCUCCCUUCCCCCUUCGAAUAGUCCACCAAGGGGCCGAGAAAAAAAAAACGGCAGGUGGUUGGCGAUAACACACACAACCUCCCCCUCUUCCAAUUUCGCCCUUUAGGAAUUCUAUUGCAAAAAAAAAAAAGAUCUAGUAGUUUUUAACUACGAGCUUUUAUUUGUAAUAUCAAGAUAGUCACUUUGUUUGUGUGAAGGUGUGUGUGUGUGUGUGUCUAUCAGUGCUGCAGUGAGUGUGUGUGCUGUGCUUUUCUCGUUGGGAAGAACGUGCGGCUGCAUCAGUGGACACAACACGGGACCUUUGGUGAAUCACGAAGGGAUUUUAUUUCUUGUUGCCCGAUCUGAUUCGCCUAUCCGGACGUGCUUGUCACGUUUCAUUUGAGAUGAUGGCCGCCUCGUCUUCAUCGGCCGCGCUCCUGUUGCUGGCCGCCUACCUGAACGCCGUUUCGUCUCAAGGAUCCAGUUGCCAGCUGCCGGAUGCUUGGCGUGGAACGUGGUUCCAGUCGGGUCUCAACACUGUGCGCAUCAACGAAACGACCAUCGAUUUUAAAGGCAAAUGUUUAGAAAGCGAUGGCGAAUACUACCUCUUUGAAGAAAAAUUGGAAAAGGAAGAGAAAUGUUACCGCUGCCUCUUCAUCGCCCAGAAACAUACCAAUGUUCUUCAAUACAAAGAAUCUUAUUGCGAAGGACGCGACACGUUGGAGAACUUGUGCAGCAUGAUACCCGGCGACGCUCAACAGUAUUCGCUUUUCCGACGUGACGCAACGCCGUUCGAGUGCCCCUUCCGCGGAUCCUACACGUUCACCUAUUCAAGGGGUCACGGCGAGUGCCGUUCGCCCGUCUCCCGACUCGAUUCGUGCACCGAAUCGUGGCGAACUUUCUUUCGAUAUCAAGCCUGUCCCGAUGUCCAGGGCACCGAGAGUUCAGAAGAACAGCUGGAAUGUUUAGCCCAAUGGAAGGAGGGCUCACUGCGCUAUUUGAUGGGCCGUUUACAACACCAAGGCGCCACUAGUGAUGAGGAUCGUUACCGCUGUUUUGUCUACGAGAAAAUUCAAGCUCCGUCGUCUUCGCAGUCGCCUUCUUUGCUUCCGCUUCCGGCCGGAUCGGGCCCUGCAUCCGGAUCGGGAGAACGUCAUCGUCCUGUCACCAUUUUGCUGGCGCAGAGUGGCGAUGCCACUUGCAGCGGAUUGACUUCACCCACCGAAGGCUCUCGCACUCUCAAACUCACCAAAGCAGAAGUGGAUGGCCGGAAAUGCCACUAUCCGAGCUGGUUGCUGGCCCACAACCGAUGGCAAACGCUGGACGGACGAUGGUCUUACACGCUGCACAAGAAUUCCACCAUGCGCAUCAUCAACAAUGCGACGACGGCCCACGUGACGGCCACCAUUGUCUCUGGCGGCCCCUCGUUUAAUUCCGCAUCGGCAAGCGUCGAUUCGCGCAUGGAACAGAAAGCCGUUUGCCAAUCGGUGCUCGAUCUCGGCGACGGAGCCGUUCGAGUGGUGGCGCAUCUCUCGCAAGGCUGUCAAUCCGGCUACGUGUGCAUGGUGUUCCAUCGACGCGAUGGCCACGUCGUUGAAUUCCAAGCCGGAGAAGCGGCUCCAGCGCCCGACGAAGCUUGCAGCGCUUACUAUUUCAAUCCGGUUGUAGGACACUUGACUACGCUAAUUGCUGCUUCACACCAUUCGGUGACGUGCCCGUUGGACGGUAAAUUUAACGUGAUGAGGUCGAUCAGUCACGCGUCGUCUCGACUGCCUUGCUCUUCCGACUCGUUGGCCAAUGACGUGACAUCCGCCGUGGUGACGCCGCACCUUUUCCUAACCGGACAACGGACGUCGGCCGUCGCUGUCGGCUGCUCGGCACCCGACACGCUGGACCUCUAUCACGAAUGCAGCCGCGAGACCAGUUCAGGUUAUCUGUGCCGGAGCACGUGGAACGACGAUCACGACGAACGUAUCAAGUACGUCAUCGUGACUCCGUUGCACGCAACGGCUAACCGGCACGGGGCCGACGGGCCGCCGCGCCGUUUCUGUCUGACUCUGACCACCCACGCGACCAAGGCCACGACGCUGCCGCCGUCCGACAAUCAACAUCCGCAGGAUCUCGUCUCGUCUGGCGGCGCCGCCAAUGGCGCACCUCUAGAAUGGAUCGCUUCGAGUGAAACUUGCGUCCGCACUUAUGCCAAGGAUAGAUUGGCCACCCACGGAAAGCAGUCGACUCACUUGUCCCACAACGCACACAAUUUGCAUAUCACGUCGGUGGAUGGCGAUGGAAGUUCCGCUGGCGCUUCCGUUUUCAACGUGACAUCGGCCGGUCAGUGCACGGGCGUCGAGGCGGCCAUUCUCGAUCAGCGCAAGCUUUUCCCUUCCUCUUCAUUGUCCUCUUCGACAUCGGCCGCCACCACCACCCUUAUGUCGUCAGCCAAGAUGGAUUACCUCCACCUAUUGUUAAUGGUCGUGACCGUCGCCCGUCUCGUCGGUCGGUGAUUGCCACAAGUGCAGCGAAAGUCAAGUUGUUGUUGUUUUAUUUUGUUUUGUUUUUUUUGUGUCUCUUUCUUUUUCCCUCAUCCCCCACAAUGCGACUGUGAUUUGUGUAUUUUUUAUUUUUAUUUUCUAAUUUCCAAAACACGAAAAGAUUUAAGUUUAAAACAAUAACCCACACACAAACAAUAUUAUGAACGACGUAAGCGGGAAAAAAGAAACACAUUUAAACCGUUGGCGCUAGUGUCAAUUAUGUUCGUUCACUCAAUUCCUUCACAUCUUUUUUGUUUUUAUUUUUCUCUUCUAUUGCUUUUUGUCUUUGAUAUCGAAUUCUUUUGUCCCGUCUGGUGUACAUAUUUAAGUGUUGUCGGAAAAAGCUUUGCUGGCCCCAGAGGAUCCCAAAAAGAUUGGCGUGUGUGUGUUGGAUUCGGUUACAAAGGUGGGCUCGAAAUGGCUGGAAAAGUGGUAGAGACGUGGGGGGGAUCUAACCAGAUGAAAGAAUCAGUGAACAGACCAAGCCAACAACGAUCGAUGUGGAAAGAAUAAAAAAAAAAAAGGCCGAAUAUGUGGAGAACAUCAGGUUACACGGUUGCACGCUAAAUCCAAUCUCGUUUGAAAAUUACCGUCGAUAUUUUGUUUCUUCGUACCGAGAAUCCGCUCGUCACAUUUCUUUUCAAAGCUUCUCCCCUUUUUCUCUUCUUAUCACCAACUGGGAAAAGAAAAAUUCCAGUUGAUUUUUCAGAUUUCCUUCUUUUUUUGUGUGUGUGUGUGUGUGUCACAAAAGAAAUGUGAAAAAAAGAGAGAAAAAAAAAUCCGGACUCGGUGGCUCGCAGACUUUGUUGACUCGUGUUUUGUACCGUAGGACGUCAACACAGCCUUAAAUGAUAUCUUCGUCGCUAGCGUCUGUACAAUUCUUUGAUUUUCGUGGUACUAGCAUGAUGCAUCAAUUUUUUCAUCCACAGUUGCAGUUUGAAUUGAAAGCCAACAACGGGCAAAGCAGCAUUUAUUAAGAAAAUUUCAUUUUAUUUUAUUUUUUUCUAAUAUUGUUGUUUAAAUUCUUUAUCCACACUAUGGGACACCGUGUGUUCCCAACAUCUUGAUCACCACUACUAAGAUUUAUGACAAAGCAAUUGGUACUUUUUUUUUUUUUGUCCUUUCCUUUCUUCUUUUUUAUGGUGUGCAUCAAAAAAGAUAAGCGCGUUUGUAAUCGACUGACAAUGUCCAUAAGGAAAUAUUUUUGUUUUGUUAAUCUUUUCCUAUUUUGUAUGAUACAUAUUUUUGUUUUUUUUUGCAUUUUUAUUGCGGAGGGAUUAUAUCCUCAAUUUUUUAAACGUGUCGCAUAUUACCUGUACUUUACACACUACCAAGAUGGGGAGAAGUAAAACACAAAAAAGAAAAAAGGAAAAAAAACAUUACGUUUGUAACUUGUGUGUAUGUAUAUACGAUAUACCAUAUUGUCAUUCGGAGCUUUAUUGUAAAUACAUUGAUUCAUGAUGAA